CUUCUUGGAAGGUCUUCUAAGGGAACGUGGAUAUUUUCGCCCUUGGGAACAAAGCAAGAGUUCAGAGCGCCCUGGGAAGAGGAUGCAAACUGGCAUCCAAUAGCGGUGAAGGGGCGGGAAAAGAGACCGUGAGUGCGGUGGCCAAUCCUGGACAAGCCCGGGAAAUUCAAAAUCUCAAACUGAUAGGCUGACCUCCCCAGCCAAUCAAGAGCGGGGGCUUUUGCUAUAAAUUCUCUGCCCCCCAAGCACUUGCUCGCAUACCGCUGUAGUCUUCGGAGGAGUUGUGUUGUCCUGAGAAAGGUGCAGGAUGGCUCGUACCAAGCAAACUGCCCGCAAGUCCACCGGAGGGAAGGCUCCUCGCAAGCAGCUCGCCACCAAGGCUGCCCGCAAAAGCGCGCCUGCUACUGGGGGCGUCAAGAAGCCUCACCGCUACCGUCCCGGGACCGUUGCCCUGCGGGAGAUCCGCCGCUACCAGAAAUCUACCGAGCUGCUCAUUCGCAAGCUGCCCUUCCAGCGCCUGGUGAGAGAAAUCGCCCAAGAUUUCAAGACCGACCUGCGUUUCCAGAGCUCUGCUGUCAUGGCUUUGCAAGAAGCCAGCGAGGCUUACCUCGUGGGGCUCUUUGAGGACACCAAUCUGUGCGCCAUCCACGCCAAGAGGGUCACCAUCAUGCCCAAAGAUAUCCAGCUGGCUCGUAGGAUCCGAGGAGAGAGAGCUUGA
Messenger RNA from Sphaerodactylus townsendi, 718 nucleotides. RefSeq names its product histone H3. Bases 308 to 718 code for a protein of 136 amino acids. The transcript has a single exon. Gene Ontology annotation, cellular component: nucleosome. Gene Ontology annotation, molecular function: structural constituent of chromatin; protein heterodimerization activity; DNA binding. Lineage: Eukaryota; Metazoa; Chordata; Lepidosauria; Squamata; Sphaerodactylidae. The record is from RefSeq and is a predicted model, not a curated record.